AUGAGGAGCACAGGAGGAGCGAAGAGCAGGGUCGGUGGAGAACAGGGGAAGGCCGAGAGGGAGAGGGAGAAGACGAAGCUGAGGGAGCGAAUGAGGCGGUCGAUCACUUCCAAGAUCAUGGAGGGCCUCCGGAAGCACGGCGGCUACGACCUCCCUGGCCGCGCCGACAUCAACGACGUCCUCCGCGCCCUCGCCGCAGAGGCCGGCUGGGUCGUCGAGCCCGACGGCACCACCUACCGCCGCGCCGCCUCCCAAAAUCUCGUGCCGCCGGUCUCAACUGCCGUCGCUGGGGCGGGCAACAGAGGAGGCGCCGGCAACAAAGGAAUAGGGAGUUUUGCCGUCGCUGUUCCUCCGCCGGCCGAGCAGGGCCAGUCUCUGUUCUCACUACAGUCGUACGAGUGCUGCGGCGCCGGAGCCGGGUUCCCAGACCUCCUCCUCUUCGGAGGUGGCGCCGCUCCUGUCGCGGACGCGUGGCUGCCGGAGGUGUGGGCGUGGGGACAGAACGCCCAGCGGAACGUCUGA
Molecule: messenger RNA, 522 nt
Organism: Zingiber officinale
Lineage: Eukaryota; Viridiplantae; Streptophyta; Magnoliopsida; Zingiberales; Zingiberaceae
Product: protein BZR1 homolog 2-like
Exons: 2
Coding region: 1-522 (173 amino acids)
Biological process (GO): brassinosteroid mediated signaling pathway; DNA-templated transcription
Molecular function (GO): DNA-binding transcription factor activity
Source: RefSeq, a predicted model, not a curated record